Girardinichthys multiradiatus is the source of this 8530-nucleotide messenger RNA. RefSeq names its product growth factor receptor-bound protein 10-like. The record is from RefSeq and is a predicted model, not a curated record. Gene Ontology annotation, biological process: negative regulation of insulin receptor signaling pathway; negative regulation of Wnt signaling pathway; insulin receptor signaling pathway. NCBI's taxonomy places the organism in Eukaryota, Metazoa, Chordata, Actinopteri, Cyprinodontiformes, Goodeidae. Gene Ontology annotation, molecular function: insulin receptor binding. Bases 1038 to 2330 code for a protein of 430 amino acids. The transcript has 13 exons.
GGAUUUUUAAAAGUUAUUUUCAAACAAAACUCAUGCGUCAUACAUGAACUUUACUUUUUUUGGUCGAGGGGGGGGCAUGUGGGAAGAGAGAAGGCAGUCUUCGGGUUUUGCAGAGGGCAAAAAAAGUGCAGUGACGUUGUUUCAGAUUUCAGAGUGAGUCUUUGUGUCGGUGAUCUUGUGUUGUUGAUGUUUGGUGUUUUUUCUGGGCAGGUCAUGUUUUAAAUCUUGCGUCUUUUUUGAGUAAUUUGUUUUCUCUUAACUUUGCUAAGCUUUUGUCCGACUUCAUUUUCCGACCCCCUCCCUCCUUCUGUCCAGCCCCUUGGUCAUCACUAGUUCUGUGUCUUGUUUCAUGUCAUUUAAAGCAGCGGUUUUCUGUGCAGAAAAUAUUUGUGCUUCGAUGAGAGCGAUAACACACAAGCAUGUACACUUAUACGAGGUUCUUUAAGCUUUAUUGCAUCAUUUCUGUGGUCUGCAGACACUUUCUGAUGUUUCUCUCAGUGGGGCAGUCCUGUGUGGUGCGUUAGUCUAAAGCUGCUGGUGUGAGGGUUAUCUGUGCAGCAUCGCACUCGAAUGAGGGCAACAUUACACCCAGUUUAAAUGUCGCUUUGGGCACUGGGCUGGAAUGGUUCAAAAUGGCGCAACAAUGGGAGGUUCUCCAGCUUUAAACCCUACCCGCUUGCUGCUCCCAGCGGUGACAUUUUUAAUGACAAAAUACAACACGUAUAAAUCCACCCUAGUUAUUUUACUGUCCAAGUGGGAGUGUGGGAUUUUUUUAACAAUCUUUUUCGGCUAAGACUUUUCUGAAUGUGCCUGUUUCUUGCGUGUGGCGAGCGAUGUGUGAUUUUCGGGUUCAGAUGCGUAUUCGCUGAUGUUCGUUGGAGUAAGUUUGACUGUGUUGUGGACAAAAGGGCUGAACUAGAGGCGCAGGGGCAGGCCAGCUUUUCCUGGACGUCAUCUUCUGCUUUUUUUUAAGAGCACCUUUCAUGUUCGGGUGACAGAAUCAUGUGAACGAGACCUUUUUAUGGUUGGACCUGGUCAUGGAGAUUGUGAAGGUUUGGAGCGAAGAUGGUGCCGGCAAAGUGGUGGAGAUUCCAGCAGACAUGACAGCGAGAGACGUGUGUCAGCUGCUGGUGUACAAGAGCCACUGUGUGGACGACAACGCCUGGACGCUGGUGGAGCACCACCCUGUCCUCGGCCUCGAGAGGUGUCUGGAGGACCAUGAACUGGUGGUUCAGGUUCAAGCCUCCAUGAGCAGCGACAGUAAAUUCCUCUUCAGGAAGAACUAUGCCAAAUAUGAAUUCUUCAGGAACCCCCUGAACUUUUUUCCAGAGCAUAUGGUGGCUUUGUGUCAUGAGUCUGAUGGUUCGAUUCCUCAGGCACAGCUUUUACAGAAUUUUCUGAACUCUAGCAGCUGUCCAGAGAUCCAGGGCUAUCUUUAUGUGAAGGAGCCAGGCAGAAAGUCCUGGAAGAAGCUCUACAUGUUCCUGCGACGCUCAGGCCUUUAUUACUCAACUAAAGGAACAUCCAAGGAACCCAGACAUCUGCAGCUGCUCUCAGAUCUGGAGGACAACAACAUUUUUACAAUCAUCACCGGGAGAAAACUUCACAACGCCCCUGCAGAUUUCCAGUUCUGCAUCAAGCCCAAUAAAGCCAGGAGUGACUGUAAGGAGCUCAAGAUGUUGUGUGCCGAGGACGAACAGAGCAGGACAUGCUGGAUGACUGCCUUCCGACUGCUCAAAUAUGGGAUUGUUCUGUACCAGAACUACAAUGUGCCCCAGCAGAGGAAGGCUAACAACUCAUCUUUCUCUGCUCCUGUGCGGAGUGUAUCCGAGAACUCUCUGGUUGCCAUGGACUUCUCGGGAAGAACCGGACGUGUCAUUGACAAUCCCGUCGAAGCCCAGAGUGCCGCCCUGGAGGAGGGACAAACCUGGAGGAAAAGAACCCACCGUAUGAAUGUCCUGGGGAGUCCCAGCCCCUUGCACCCACCUUCUCUGAACACAGUGAUCCACAGGACACAGGUGUGGUUUCAUGGUCGCAUCAUGAGAGAGGAAGCCCACAAAAUGAUCAUACAACAAGGCCAAGUAGAUGGGUUGUUCCUGUUGCGGGACAGUCAGAGUAAUCCCAAGGCGUUUGUGCUCACCUUGUGCCACCACCAAAAGAUCAAGCACUUCCAGAUCCUACCGGUUGAGGAGGACGGCCAGGUGUUCUUCAGCCUCGACGACGGUGCCACCAAGUUUACGGACCUGAUCCACCUGGUGGAGUUCUACCAGCUCAACAGAGGAGUGCUGCCCUGCAAGCUCAAACACCCCUGCACCGCUGUGGCCUUGUGACACUUCACCCACCUGACACAGCUGCCCUGUUUUUUUGCACAUCAGAAGAUCCCCCAUGCCCGCUCCCUCACCAACUCAUUGGGGUUAAGGAGAAAGAGAAACUCGAGGCCAUUAUUUUGGGACGUGACCAACUCAACAAGAGCCGGCGCUACAGUCCCUCAUUUGUGGUGUUUUUCUCCGCCUUAUCGCCGUUUGGACGUCUGAACGACAAUCGUUCGGACUGUUGCGUGUUGUGUUGUAGUUGUCCAGCUCCUGUGAUGUGUCUUGGAGAUUCAGUCGAUUUGUUAAACACCAAAACUUGUGAAAACACAAGACCACUAAAGCAACAUCUUUACAGCAGGAGUGUUGAGGGUCUUUUGAAUGGAUCUCUCCCUCAGAGUCGUACAACCCCACCACCCCCACCCACCUUCCUCCAGGCCGGAUAAGCUGUGGUGCCUGCCCCUCCCUCAUCACUGAGGUGGGCAGGGAGCACCACCCCUCUGACUUCCUCACUGAUUAUCAGGGAUGGACGGGAACCUCUCUGGGUCUGAUUAGAGCAGAUCCAGGAGUUUCUCAACCUGUGCAGUCCAGUCUGGAUAAGCUGAUACCCUGUCUCUCUCUCCUCAACACCUUAGCGGGCUGGAAGUGACACAUCCACAAUCCCUCCCUGGUGCAACCCCGAUCUUGUCGCCUCCGCAGAAGUUUAGACAACAGUUGGGACAGAUUGAGGAAGUGGCCGAAGGCGAGAUGAGCAGAGCAGUGGCGAGGGUUCGCUAUGAAGGACAGAGGAAUGUUUAAUCAGGAAGGCCGUAACAAGCCUCUCUUGUAGAGUUAAUUACUUGAUGUCAUUUAAUGCUGUUUUAUUCAUGUCGAUUCAAUGCAGAACUAGUUUUGCACUCCUGGACGGACAGACAACAGCUCUCUAGCUAAAAGAAGCUGCCUCCUCUUUCUCCUCCACUCUGUUUCUGCAAAGCGUGCAUGUGAAUUUCCGCCAGCUCUGAUUGGACGACAGCAGCGUGGGAGCAAAGAUACAGCUGAUUGUGCAGUUCCUAUCAGAGAAGUUUAGGAACAUCUCAAAGCCUCUGUGUGGCUCGCAGCAACACCAUCACACCCCCACGAUUAAUGAAUGUGCUCCUGAACCAGCUGCAGCUCCUCAAGACUGAGGAAGAGGAGGAAUACUAUUUUAUAGACUCCUGAAAAGUGUCCACCCCCCAAGCUUCUACCAUUUUUUUGUUUAGUUAUUUUUUAAUCAAAAGGGUUAUAUUUGUUGGUGAAUCAGUCUCUGAAUGUUGCUUUCUUUUCCUGAGCCUAAUCCAAGUUCAGUGCUUGCACAUUUGAAUCAAUCUGAUUGUGGUUGGAGCUGUCCCGUUCAAAUUCUGACCACUGCUCCCUCCUACAAAGCAACAAAAGCACUCUAGUAACUUUGUUUUUUUGUUUUAUCUUUAAAUAUGGAAUUUGAACAAAUGACUUGAAAUGUGAACUCAGUCGUUCGUGGAUCUGCGUAGUCGACUGAGCUUCACUUGCCUUAAGUGAAAACGAUGAGCCAUGUGUAAGAAAUGGAAGAAGCUAUCUUAAAAUGCACAUACAGUGAGACGUUAGGGGGGUGGAAGGACAUCACGCGUGAUUAUGUGAACCAGUAUGUUGAAGGAUAGCGCUAGAUUUUGGGAAAUUAUCUUUCUUGCUGUUUUGCCACUUUUAGAGCUGUAUGGUAAAUUUCGAGGGUUUUCUUUUAUUUGCGUUGUAAAUUUAUUAAAAUAAUCUGAGAUUUUAGUUGAACAAAAGCUUGAAUUUCUCUCUGAGGUUAUAAACUGAUAUUUAAGUUACACAUAAAUGGAAAAACACGUUUUGUUUCUUAUAAAUUAGUUGUUUUGUUGCUUUUGUUUUUUACAAAGUUUCCAGUUCUUCAUUUCUGACUUCUACUAUUUUGAUUGUCAAAAUAAUAUUUUAAUUUUUUUGUUCAGAAUUUCUAUCCACAUCCCCAAUGUUUGGUAUUUGUCUCUCACGUUAAUGGUUGCACUAGCUCUUUUAGACAGUGAUAUUUUCUGUGCUAAGACAGCAGCCUUAUAUUUAGCAUUCAGGCAACAAUCUUGUCUUAAGUCUUGAACUUUAGCCUCAAAUUUGCAUAUAGGUUGAAAAAAUCUUUUAAGGUCAGUUACAUCAACUUGACAGCACAGAUGACUGUGGGUGUGUUUACAUGCACUGCAAUAUUCUGAUAUUAAGCCAGAUUAGAGGAUGUCCUAAAGGGCUUAGACAUAAAGUGUUGAGUUCCAAAAGUGCCAAAAUGCCAUAAAUAAAUCAUUUAAUAAGUUACAUUUUAUUUAAAUAAAAACUGCAUAAAUGUAUCCUUAAUUAUUUAAACAUUUCAAUCAUUUAUUAAAUAAGUAUUUAUGUGAAAUGUACAUGUUAAAAAUCAAUUUUAAAAUAAUUGAAGUAUUUAUUCAGGUGUUUUAUGGUUCAUUUGCCCUUCAAAUGUUGCUGCGGCUUGUUAUUUACACCCCUAGUGUGUGAUUGGUUGACACACAGAAAGCUAACUUCAGACCAAUCAUCUUGAUGGGAGAAGUGUUAGCCCCCCCCCACCCACUUUGAUGAAUGAGACCGACAUUAAAAACAAAUUCCAGAUGAGCUGCUAUCCUUAAAUCAAUAAUAGUGAGAAAUAAUAGUGAAAACAUAUAUAGAAAUGAUUUGUCUAAUUAAAAUACAUUUGACAUAUGUUAAAGAAGGCUGUAUUCAGAAAAAACAGUCCUAGAAGCACCACCAAGAUGUAAAUACACCUGAUUCUUGCGCUCCUGAUGAGUUUUUGCUCUCCUUGGCUGCUUUUGUUUCUGUAAGGUAUAAAUAUGACAUGCCACAGAUGUUUGAUUCUUCCUAAAAUACAGGGGAAACAAGAGAACAUGGCAUGCAAGUAAGACACACAUGUUUUAAUGUCCAUAUGUAAGGAAAUAGCUUACAAGAAAAUGACUUGCCUGAGCUUGCUCACAUCUACAGUCAGGGUAAUAAUUAAACAGUUUAAAACCACUGCAACUGUGGCAACUAAGGUUAUUCUGUCCUACCAUCAUUAAUAAACCCAUGAGGGCUGUGCUAAAUGCUACCAGGGUGAUAAUGAGACCACAAUUCAGCAAAGACUAUGAAACUAAGCAUAAAAAUGUGGAUAAACACCUUCAUGUCCACUGUUACGUGUGAUUGGGGGACCCAUGAUGCUGUGGGCCUAUUUCUCUUCCUAAGACCCUGUGAACCUUUUGGAUAGCAUGGCAUCAUGAAUAUCGCCUGUAUAUUUACAAUAAAAAUUAGGGCGUCUCUUCCAGGAAAUUGAAGAUGGAUCAUCAUUGGACCUUUUGACAUAAUGAUCCAACACCUACAGCCAAAUUAAAACAAAUGGUUCACCACAAUAAAAAUUCAACCUUUUCGCACAGCCACCUUGGUCUCCAGACAUCCUGGGGAUGAGUUCAAGAAAAGAAUCCAUAGGAAAUUACCAAGAAGGAUCUAGAGAGAUCAGAGGUCAGAGAUUGGUCUCUCUGCAAGGGGGUUGUACAAAGUAUUAAUAACUGGGAUGCAAAAACUGUAGAGGGAAGGCUAGGUUACACAUAAACACUUUAAUUGAGCUGGUGUCCUGUUAUAAGGUGAAGAUUGCUGUGCGUAUAAACAUAAGCCAUGUCCAUACUUUCAUUUAGCUUGCAGCAACAAAAUCAGACUCUUGUAAACCUGCUUGGUGAAGCACUUGCAUGCAAACACAAUGUCCAGGAUUAUCUGAGAUCUUCGUAGGGUUGGUUUUUAUCCGUUAACGUGAAAUAUAGCAACACGUCUGUCAGAACAAGACCUCUGAUAACAUUAGAGAGAAUCUGAAAAGAACUAAAUUGGUGGGAGUUACUCUGUGAAACAUGAGACCAUCAGAAUUAAACGUAGCAGGCUUGAUUAGUUUUCUAGUAGUUCUGUUUAAGCUGCUAUCCGUUCGUUUUUCUUAGCUUUAUUAUUUCAGCUCAAAUUAACGAUAACGCUGAAAAAGACACUGUGGCCUCAUUGCUAAGACAUGUCGCUAUGGGCAACACAUGAAGUGAAUCAGCGAAACUGACCCCAUUUGUGCAAUUCAUCUCAGAUUCUACAAAACUAAAUUUUAUUGACAGAUUUAUCAGAUUUCUAUUCCCCAGUUUCCAUGAUUGCAACCGUUUCUGUCGGGACAUUGAAGAGGUAAAAGACAUGCUUCUGCUCUGUCCCUCUAAACUACAUUAGAACCACUGUUAGAAUGUGCAUGAGGACACCCUGCCAAAAAUAAAUCUAUAGACGUCAAGUGUUGUCACUGAUCCACAACUCGGUCACCUAAACGUCGCCGGUUCAGUAGCUCUGUGCUCCACCAGUCAGACCUUUCCAUUUGCUCAAGCCACACUGUCUCCAGGGAUUAGAUGUCUCACCCACCUGUGUCCAGCCCGUUAGCUAUGAUUUUAUACGCAUAUAGAGAAAGGUUUGUUUGCCGUAUUUGGAUGCUCGAACUAUUUACUCCUCUUUUUUUUAGACCCGUGAGAGAAGCACUGCUUGUCAGCUGGAUAUGGAUUCAUAGCAGACUGGAGAUCAUGUGGAAGUACAGUGCUUGCAAAAGUAUUUACACUCCUUGACCUUUACAUUUUUUUAUGUUACAAUCAGAAAUGUUAUUUUAUUUUUGGGGUUUGUUUUUUUGGUAACCAAAAGUGCAUCAUCUUAAACCUAAUGCCCCUGAAUACAAUCCGCGGCAACAAAUUGCCGUCAGAAGUCACCAAAUUAGAUUUAGGUCUGGACUUUGACUGGGACAUUGUAACACAGGAAUAUCCUUUGAUGUAAACCAUUGCAUUGCAGCGCUGCUGUUUGUAUAGGGUGUGAUGCUGCCACCAUGUAGUUGUAACCAUGGAAAUGGUGUGUUUAUGGUGAUCCACAUUAAGUGUUUCAUAUUGGUCAAAAAUUCUCAUUUUAGUCUCAUCAGAGCAGACCACCUUCUUCCACAUUUAAUGUUGUAACAUGACUAAAUGUGAAAAAGUUUACAGAGCAUGAUUCCUUGUGCAAAGCACUGUAUCCCAACAUUCCCAGUCCUUUUCUUUGUCAAUCAGAGAGGAGCAGCACAAACCCACAUCUCUGAGGGUCAGCUCUCACAUCCUCUCACAUCCUCUCCUCCUCAUGGCCUCUCAAUCAAUGUGCUACCAUGUAAUCCAAGUAUUUUUACAUACCAAUUUAGGGUUUCAGCUUUUUUCUAAGUAUGUGAAGCUAUGGAGAUGUAGAUCUAACACUGUACCUAGGUCACAGAUCACUAUGUAUGGGGGUGUUCUGCUUUCACUUGUAAUACCAUAAAUUUGAGGCAGAUUUCUCAGUGUUUUUUGUCCUUUUUCUUUAAUUACUUGAUUGUGUGUAUGCUGACAUGUUUGCCAUAUGCACCACAGUAUAUUAAGUGUCUAAGUCUAAUGUUUUUUCUUUUGAUUUUGUAAUCAAACUGGAUUUUUUUUUUAUAUUGGUGCAUAUAAGCUGACAGGCUGUCAGAGUAUCCACCUCUGAUGCCGCAUCUUGUAAAAUCCCUCCUUCUCUAUCUCUCCUCCCCAGUACAUGUUACGAUGUUCCACUCAUACAGUCACAGCAAGGGGAUUUCAUUGAGAGCACACUCAUUACCAUAUAAUCCAUGGUGAUCUUACAAGUAGCUUUUAUACACUUUUCACAAGUCAUAAGCUGUAGCUCAAGAGGAUUUUUUUGUAUCUCUUUAUAUCCAUAUACUUAUAUUUUAAAAGUGCAUAACUAACUACUUAGAUCCAGUUUGUUCUUGACUAAAUUUCUCAGCUGGUGCCUCUUACUACACAGUAGCAGUUCCUAAUCGCCUUCCGUCCAAUCAUUGGGUUCAUGUACAAUUAGCUGUGACUGUGAAGUGUACCUUACUGGUGCUAAACCCUUAAUGCCAGGUCAACAUCAGCCACACGUCCCAUCGGGUUUAGUGACAUACAGAGUUCAUGCAGAGUGAAAAUGACUAUGCUGGCUGUCUGUUAUUGUUGGGUUGAAGUCAACAUAAGCUGAAGUCGAAAUAAACAUUUCAGGGAAUUCAAACAGUCCGUAAAUCUUUCAUUUUUUCUUCAUACCCCUCAUGGCUUUGCUUCCUUUUUGUCUCUGCGACUCCUGGAUCUACAUUGUAUCCUGUUCAGGUAUUUUUGUACAAAUAAGGGACUGAUAUAUUCUCUGUUUAUUGGAAAUUAGAAUAAAAGACAAAAUUGCUAUAAACCAAA